Molecule: messenger RNA, 504 nt
Organism: Aspergillus ochraceoroseus IBT 24754
Lineage: Eukaryota; Fungi; Ascomycota; Eurotiomycetes; Eurotiales; Aspergillaceae
Product: ubiquitin-like protein ATG12
Exons: 3
Coding region: 1-504 (167 amino acids)
Biological process (GO): autophagy of mitochondrion; nucleophagy; C-terminal protein lipidation
Cellular component (GO): Atg12-Atg5-Atg16 complex; cytoplasm; phagophore assembly site membrane
Source: RefSeq, a predicted model, not a curated record
AUGUCCUCCCCCUCCUCCCAGGUCCCAUCCACCCACAGUUCCCCCAACCCGAAUCAGCGGAACCGUCCAUCUAGUCGACGAGAGACUCCGGACUCGGCGUCCAAUACAAAGAAUGCGCCUAUUCCUGACGAAGAACAUGGCGCCGAGUUGCCGUUGACUAUGUCUGCGUCUGUCGUCCUGACGAGUUUGCCACGUGAUGCUCACCAGGCACUGGCUGAUGCUGAAGCUGUUGACACAGGCAAAGUCACUGUCCGGUUCCAGCCUCUUGGCUCUGCCCCUAUUCUUAAGAAUCGGGUGUUUAAGAUUAGUGCCUCGCAAAAGUUCGAAACUGUGGUCAAGUUUCUGAGGAAGAAGCUGGACUGCAAAGAGACGGAUUCUGUCUUCUGCUACGUAAAUAGUGUUUUUGCUCCUGGUUUGGAUGAAGGCGUAGGAGGAUUGUGGCGGUGCUUCAAAACUGAUGACCAGCUGAUUGUUGCCUACUCUAUGACACCGGCAUUCGGCUGA